AUGCGGUGGGAUUCCAUUCGCCUGCCGGCGAACUUGCAGGCCCUGCUCGCGGCGAGCAAGGAACGCACACUCGCUGCGGACGUGUCCAUCUUCGAGGGGUUUGGCUCCUUUCACUCCGAAAAUGUUGAGGAUCUCAUGGCGACGGACGAGGCAACCUACAGGCCCCCUGCGUAUAUUCCGGCAUUUGCGAAGCGCAUUCUCUCGAAGUCGGAGAUUGCCCGUGCUCUGAUGGCGCCUCCGGACGACGCGGCAAACUCGACGUUGCUCGGUGGGAGUCCCGGCCGAAAGCGAAGCCGCUGCGAAGCGAUGCGUUGCGGCGGUGCAGUUUCCUCGCUCGAACUCCGCAAGAGCCGAGCGGAGACGCCGCCGGAAGCCAGCGCGCGCUCGGGGGCGGGCCACAGCAACACGGACGACGUGACCGAUGGCGAUAGCAAUCUGGGCAGUGAUGAAAGCCGCUUCUCCUCUUUUUCUGUCGUCGGUCCGUGGAGCGCCUCUGCUAAGUGCCAGAUACGCGAGAUGGCCAACCAAGCAGUGCGGCCGUGCGAGCUGGGCAACGCGUUCCGUUCUGAGCACUUCAACAUUACCCCUGCUAUGGUGUUUAUCAAUCACGGCGCGUUUGGUGGCACCUUGGUCGGUGCUAUGCUGAUCAAGUGGCUCUACGAGGAGCACAUGGAGGCGGAAGUGGUGCGGUUUGUGGAUCGGGAGCUGCUCCCACUGAUCGUGUACAGCAUCCGCGCUCUGAGCCGCUUCCUGCACGCCGAUCCACGCCAGGUGGUGCUGCUGCAAAACGCCACUUUCGGCCUCAACUGCGCCAUGCGCAUCAUCGUCAAGGAUGACGUGGUCGCUUUUUUUGACACGGAGUACUUGGCGGUGUACAAGAUGAUGCGGUUUCGCUGUGAGGAGGUCGGCGCCUCCCUGCAUGAGAUCUGCCUGAACAGGUUUUUGCAUGACCCGGAGGUUAUGGGCGACAACACCGCUCUAACGGCGGAGAUCUGCCGCCAGCUACCCGCCAACUGUACGACAGCUGUACUGGACUACGUGACGUCCACAAGUGCGCUCUGCUUCCCCGUUUUUACGCACAUCAUUCCCGCUCUGAGGCAACGUGGCGUGGGCAAGAUCAUUGUCGACGGCGCUCACGCGCCGUUGCAGAUCGAACUGGACUUCAAGGCACUGCCGCCCGAGUCGCAGCCCUCCGUCUUUGUAGGCAACUUGCACAAGUGGUUCUCCUCGCCCAAGUCAGCGGGCUUCUUCUGGGUACGGUCGGAUGACGUGGAAAAGAUGCACAGCGUUGUGCUCUCUCACGGCGCCGGAGAGGGCCUCCUCUCGGAGUUCAUCUGGGACGGCACACGUGACUACGGCACCUACCUAUCGAUUCCCGCGAUUGUGGACUUCUGGGAGAAGCAGGGGCACAACCGGGUGCGGGACUACUGCUCGCACCUCUUGUCAUCGGCAGCAGACAUGCUCACUAUCGCCUUUCACUCACGCAGUGUCGCUCGCCACGCUCCCUUCAUGUCGCUGGUGGAGCUACCUGAGAAGCUGCAGGACAGCGUCAUCACAGCAACCUACAUCCAAGACAGCCUCCAUGACAUCGCCCGAAUCGAGGUGCCCGUGAAACGGAUCGAGGGCCGCUACUACCUACGCAUCAGCGCCUUUGUUUACAACACCCCUGCUGAGUACAUCUACCUGCGCGAGGCGGUCUUGUCCGUCGCCGACAAGUGGGUGCAGUCUCCACAACGCAAGCUUCUGCAUGCGCGACGGCUCUCUUCUCAAGCAGCCGCCACCGCCGCGACUGACCAGCUCGCUGCUGUGCCGUGA
Leishmania major strain Friedlin is the source of this 1815-nucleotide messenger RNA. RefSeq lists its product as hypothetical. The transcript has a single exon. Bases 1 to 1815 code for a protein of 604 amino acids. The record is from RefSeq and is a predicted model, not a curated record. Lineage: Eukaryota; Euglenozoa; Kinetoplastea; Trypanosomatida; Trypanosomatidae.